AUGGAACCCUACCGCCUUUUGUUGGGAUUAAGUGUCUUUUUCCACUUUGACGCCUUUGCUUCCACAGAGGUCACGUGCAAGCUGAAGGCCAAGUUCAACCUGAAUGGCUACAAGGAUGUGGAGAAGAAGAAGGUCGUCAUCGGCGGGAUGUUUCCUGUCCACAUGAGCGUUGCUUCCAGCGCUGGCAACACUUCACGGCUGCCUAUAUCCUCGGGGUGUGAAGGAAUGAAUUACCGCACAUUCCGCUGGACCCAGACCAUGCUGUUUGCCAUCAAUGAAAUAAACAACAUGAAAGAGCUGCUGCCCAACACCGACCUGGGCUACGUCAUCUAUGACUCCUGCUUCACCAUCUCCAAGGCCGUGGAGGGCACCCUCACUUAUUUGACCGGCCAAGACGAGGCAGUGCCCAAUUACCGCUGUGGCACGGGGGCUCCCCUGGCUGCUCUCGUCGGGGCGGGAGGCUCUGACUUGUCCAUCGCCACUGCCAGGAUCCUGGGACUCUACCAUUUUCCACAGGUCAGCUACUCCUCAACCUGCUCAGCCCUAAACAGCAAGUUCCAGUUCCCAACCUUCCUGAGGACCGUUCCCAACGACAUCCACCAGUCAACCGCCAUGGCCCAGCUGGUGCUGCACUUCGGCUGGACCUGGGUUGGAACCGUGGCCGCAGACGAUGACUACGGCAAGUAUGGCAUCAAAGACUUCAAAGAGCAGGUCGAAGAGGCCGGCGUCUGUAUCUCCUUCUCUGAAACUCUGCCAAAGGUAAAUUCCCCUGAAGACAUUGAGCGAAUUGUCCAAACCAUUAUUGAGUCCACGGCCAAGAUCAUUGUAGUCUUUUCAUCAGACGUGGACCUCAGUCCUCUGGUGCUUGAACUGAUCCGGCAAAAUGUGACCAACCGCACUUGGAUCGCAAGCGAGGCCUGGGUCACGUCAGCUCUCAUCAACCGACCUGGAGUGAGCUCUGUGCUAGGCGGCACCAUUGGCUUUGGGGUGAAAAGGGCCGACAUACCUGGUCUGCAGCGACAUUUACUCGAUCUGGACCCUUAUGCCGAUCCUCUCACUGAGGAAUUUUGGGAGAAGCUGUUCAACUGCACGUUAGAUUAUGAGGUUGUUCUUGGCGGUUUGUGUACCGGCAGUGAGUCCCUGGCUCAGCUCAACAACACGUACUCUGACGUCUCCCAGCUACGAAUCACCUACAGUGUGUACAAGGCGGUGUACGCCGUUGCCCAUGCUUUGCACAAUCUGGAGCACUGCAAGGCGGGACAGGGGCCGUUCAUUGGGAUCGGCUGUGCUGACAUCACCGAGUUUGAGCCAUGGCAGCUGAUGUACUACCUGAAGAAUGUGCGCUUCAAAGUGCCACACACAGACGAGGAGGUCUACUUCACUGAUGGAGAUGUGGAGGGCUUUUACGACAUCAUCAACUGGGGAGUCGAUAGCAACGGGGAAAUAUCUUACUUGACUGUGGGCCACUACAACGGUUCUGUGGCUCCAGAGCACAGGAUGACCAUUCGGAAUGAUUCCAUUGUUUGGAACAAUGAAGCAUUGGAGCCUCCUCGGUCAGUGUGCAGUGAGAACUGCAUGCCUGGUACCAGGAAAGGGAUCCGACAGGGAGAGCCUGUUUGUUGCUUCGACUGCAUUCCGUGUGUCGAUGGCGAGAUUAGCAACAUGACAAACGCCCGGGAGUGUGUCCUGUGCAGUGGCGAUCACUGGUCCAAUGACGCUCACGACGCCUGCGUGCCCAAGAUCGUCGAGUUCCUGGCCUUUGGAGAGCCUCUUGGGAUCACUCUCAUCGUCAUCUCUGCCUUUGGAGCCCUUGUCACCUUCGCUGUAGCGGUGAUCUUUGCUUUACACGUCGGCACUCCUCUGGUGAAAGCCAACGAUGCUCUCCUGAGCUUCUCGCUGCUCUUCUCGCUGAUGGUGACCUUCCUCUGCUCCAUCGUCUUCUUGGGAGAGCCUCAACACUGGAGCUGCAUGACCAGCCAAGUAGCUCUGGCUCUGGGCUUCGCACUGUGCCUUUCCUCCCUAAUGGGCAAGGCGGCAUUACUGAUGCUGAGAGCUCAGGCUAUGAAAGCGGCCCGUGCCAAGGCGAAGGCUGCUUCCAAAGCUGCCAAAGCCGCAGCGGAAGCGGCAGCCAACAGUGGUGGCCCCGAUGUCAUCGCAACCAACACAACAAGCCUCAACGAUGUUGCUGCUCGCGUCAAGCCUGACGGCCUCACAUUUGCGCACCAGAGGGCGAUAGCUGCUGUGGCCACAUUGAUUCAGGCUUUCGCUUGUACCGUGUGGCUCAUCCUCCUGCCGCCCUAUCCUGUGAAGAACACUUCAGCUCAGAACAUAAAGAUCAUUCUGGAGUGCAAUGAAGGUUCUGUGGUCUUCAUCUGUUGUAUUUUUGCCUAUGAUAUCCUACUGGCUCUGCUGGCCUUCGUUUUUGCUUUCCUGGCCCGGAAAUUGGAAGAUCACUUCAGUGAGGCCAAGUGUGUGACCUUCGGCAUGCUGGUUUUCUUCAUCGUGUGGAUUUCCUUCGUCCCAGCUUACCUCAGCACACGAGGCAAGUUCAUGGUGGCCGUCCAGAUUUUUGCCAUCCUGGCGUCCAGCUUUGGGCUGCUCAGCUGCGUCUUCUUGCCAAAGUGCUAUAUUCUCCUCCUCAAACCUGAACGCAACACCGAGGAGAUGAUGAGACCCCACGACAAACCACGUGAUGGAACCUCAACCGGGACCUCGGCGUCACUAGCUACCUCCGCCACUGAGGUCAACUCUACAAUCGCUUCAACUGCUUUUGAUGAUUAGAUGUACUGUAGCUAGGCAGGGCGAGAUUAGAUUGUAUGUUACAGUAAAAUGGACACUUUAUAGACCAAAAAUGCACUUGGAAAAUGGAAGAAAAUGUGGCUUUCCUGCAUCAGCCACUUUAGGCCUUAAGACUUCCGUCCAUGUCGUUAAUAUUUGAAAAUGUAUUUAAUUUUUUUUAGCCACUUACACUCAAGUCAUCCAUAAAGUGCAUUUCUUUAUGUAGGCCUAUAUUAGAAAUACGAUCAUAUUUUUGACUUGUAUUUGUACUGUACUAGUGGCAUCGGAUACUUUCUAAGGGGUUGUUCAAGUGUGAUGGUUGACGAAAACAAAA
This is a messenger RNA of Hippocampus comes (tiger tail seahorse), 3112 nucleotides long. It is a transcript of the gene vmn2r1, whose product is annotated as vomeronasal 2, receptor 1. Gene Ontology annotation, molecular function: G protein-coupled receptor activity; olfactory receptor activity. The transcript is spliced from 15 exons. The record is from RefSeq and is a predicted model, not a curated record. Gene Ontology annotation, cellular component: plasma membrane. Bases 1 to 2781 code for a protein of 926 amino acids. Gene Ontology annotation, biological process: G protein-coupled receptor signaling pathway. Lineage: Eukaryota; Metazoa; Chordata; Actinopteri; Syngnathiformes; Syngnathidae.